UCAAGCAAUUGGCAAUUUCAAGCUAGUGAAUUUUAAAAUACUUAUUCUAGUCAAAAAAUAAAGUCGCAAUUUUCAUGAUGACAUAUUGAUAAAUAUUGACAAUUUCCAUGGUCCAAAUAAUAAAACAAAUAAAAGUAUAAAAUUGUUAAACUGCAGUCUGUACAAAAUCUUGGAUAUCAAAGUACGAGCUUAUCAAAAUCUAUAAUGGAGCAAUUAUCGUGUAAAGAUGAUAAUUUAUUACGUGUAAUUUGUGAUGUUGGAGAAAUAAAAACAAUGAAAGCAACUGUUACAUCUUGCGUUGAGUCUGGAAUAAUUGUUGGCCUAGCAACGACAAUUGGUGCUCUAUUAGCUGGUCCAAGAGGAAUAGCACUAGGUGCUGCUGCUGGUGCUGCUGGACUGACAAUAUUUAAAGGUGGACAAUUUAAAUCAGUACCAGAAAUUCUUAAAAAUGACACGACUAUUGAACAAAAAAUAAAAUUAACAAGUGCUUUUCGAAAUUUACUUACUCAAGAAAAUAUUAUAUCCGUUGCUGAUUUUGCCUUGAGAGCAUCAAAUGAUGGCAAUAUAAUUAGCCUGCUAAUAACUCUUGUUGUGAAAUUUCUACAAAAUGAAAUGAAUCGCAGGAUCAUGUAGAAAAAUCAAUAAUAUUCAUUAGGCAAAUUUAUUAUAAAAAAAAUUAUAUUAUUUUCAUAACGUUAUAAUGAAAACAAUAAAAAAAAAUAUAUAUAUAUCAAUCGUACUAUUUACUAAAAAAAACAUUGUGAUAAAAUUAUACAAAUAAAAAAAAGGAUCUGCAAAAAAAUGAAUUUCGCACUAAACAAUAAAUUAUUGUGUACGUUUAUAUUUAUAAAAUUAUUAUUUAUCAUUAUAGAAAGCACAUGAUCUAUAUUUAUCAUAGAUAACUACAAAUAUUUUUCAUGUAAUUUUCAUUUUACAUAUAUAUUUUCAUUUAUUUUAUUCGCAUUAAAUACAUUUUUUACACAUUUGCAUACGGCAUACACGCACGCAAAAAAAAAAAAAAAAGAAAAACUAUUUGAAAUAAGUGAAAUAAUAAAAAUUGUACGUACAUAUAUAUUAAUUAUAAAAUUAGAAUUAUAUCUCACUAAUUUGUGUAUUAACACAUAGAGUAAAAUAUAUAUAUAUUCAUCUAUAAUUAUUAUUAUUUUGUUGUUUUUUAUUUUUAUUAAUCUUCUCUUUAUUUUUUUUUGUGUAAGUCAAUUUUAAUUAUAUGAUUAUUAUUAUUAUCAUUAUUAUUAUUAACUAAUUGUGCAGGCAAAAAUAAUCACAAUAAGUAACAUUUUUCAUCAACUCUGGUAUCCUAGAAUAUAUUUUUUUAUUUAUUUUUAUAGUUACGAGACCAGAAAAUAAAAUGUCUUGUUUUUUUUUAUUAUAUUAUUAUUAUUAUUUAUGAGAUUUCCCUGCCUGCAAUUCGGAUUUUGCUUUUUUUUUUUUUCAUUUUUAUGAAUUUUUUUUUUUAAAAAUACAACUACAAUUACAAUAUAUAUAUUUAUAUUUAUAUAAUAGCCGAAAAAAAAACUAUUGAAAAAUAGGACACUUGUGUGAGAUUUCCAUUUAUAUAAUAAUAUGUAUUAUUUGUACGCGUAUAUUUUACAUAAUAUUAUUCAAACAACCAUAAACAUUAUUAUUAAUUUAAAAAAAAAAAAAAAAGAAAUUUCAUCAACAUGAUACAGUUUUUUUAUUAAUGCCAAUUAUAAUAUAUAAUAUUCAAUUUCGACGCGUACAUGCAAUUAUUUCUACAAAAUAAUGCAUAUAUAAAUUACAUUUAUAAUUCAAAUAUAUAAUUAUUUAUAACAAUAACAAUAAUAAUAAUAAUAGCGAUAUUAAUAAUAAUAAUAAAAAUAAUAAUAAUCAUAUUAUUAACAACAAUUAUUCUUUGUCACAUUUUGGUUGCAGAUUCUUACAAUCACAAAUAUAUAUAAUAUAUUUUUAAUAAUAAUGCCGAAGUAAUAAAAAAUAAUAAAUCAUUAAGUAAAACGCAUAAAAUUUAUGUCAAUCACAUAUUAUUAUGAGUCAUAUAAUGGAGAUGAAAUUUAAAAUGAUAAUGAUGAUUAUGAGGAUGAUGAUAAUUAUGAUUUUAUCAUUGAUAAUUAUUAUUAAAUUAUCAGGUAUUGGAAAUUAUUUUAUUUUUUAUUUUUUUUUCGUUUUUAUUUUUAUUAUUAAUUUGUUUAAUUAAUCGUUUCAACAGCCAGUGGUACAGUUAUCUAUACCCAUGAGGUACCUACGUAGUUUUUUUUAUAUCAUUCACUGAAUAACCAAAAUAUUAUUAUUUC
Messenger RNA from Aphidius gifuensis, 2291 nucleotides. Its product is annotated as protein C19orf12 homolog. Lineage: Eukaryota; Metazoa; Arthropoda; Insecta; Hymenoptera; Braconidae. The coding region runs from base 205 to 633 and encodes 142 amino acids. The transcript is spliced from 2 exons. The record is from RefSeq and is a predicted model, not a curated record.